Guillardia theta CCMP2712 is the source of this 779-nucleotide messenger RNA. RefSeq lists its product as hypothetical. The transcript has 4 exons. The annotation marks the transcript as partial. NCBI's taxonomy places the organism in Eukaryota, Cryptophyceae, Pyrenomonadales, Geminigeraceae. The record is from RefSeq and is a predicted model, not a curated record.
AAGGAAGUCGCGAGUCAGUCGCGGACGUAUGGGGAGAUUGUGGAAGAAAAGUUACUGCAGAGGAACAGCGCGGCGAGGAGGAAGCAGCGGGACAGAGCCAACAGGCGGGAUGGAGAAGAUGAGGAAGAUGAGAUUGAGGAGGAGGCAAGGGUCAGCGCGUCAGUGGGCUGGUCGCUCAAGCAGGUCGAGCCGGCUUCAACCACGACCUCGGGGGUGAUCGCCAUUCCCAUUGGGGAGAAGGAAAGAUCAAGAAAGUGGACGGGGAGAGGAGGAGGGAACAAUCGCCGGAUGGUCUACGAGGAAGAGGAGGACGGAGAGGAUGAACAGGAGGACGUCCCGUCGAGGAGCCAGGGGAGAGCUCCGGCCCCUGCUGCUCAUCACAAGGGAGCGCAGGAAGCUGGUCGAUCCUCUUCCAAUCGGGCGGCUGAAAACGUGAGCGAAGGGAAGCACAGAGCAAGCGCGGGGGGGCAGGAGAGAGGGCGAGGAGAACGAGGGGCAGCAGCUCGAGUGAAAUCUCCGACAGGAGGUGCAGAGAAGAUGAGGGUGAGAAAGCCAGAGGCUGCUGCCCUCCCUCCUCCUCCGCGGCAUAACGAGGAGGAGCCGAGCGGCGUCACGUCAGCGCGUGUCAAGAGCUCGAGGUCGAGUAUCCCGCGAUUGCACGGACGACGAGGGAAGAGGGAGGAGGAGGAAGCGAAGCCUGUCAGUGACUCGGUGGCAGUAUAGAGAUAAGAGGCUUGUUCGUGCGACUCUUUCCUAUCAAUACUCCUCCUACUCCAUCG